AUGCGGCGCUUCCUGCAACAGCUACCUCAGUCGCACCAUCGUCGAAUCAUCCUGACCUGCGCCACCUCGGCUUUGGCUCUGGGUCUCUUCCCCAAGGAAGUCCUGAGGAAUGACAGCCAAAGCGGGAUAGAAUGGACCCCCUCUCAGAUUACAAAAGCCGAACACCGUUCAAUUGCUGCCCGCAAACCCGCCGAGAAUGAACAUAACUCCCAAGGUAAAUCAGGUGCCAAAAGCGACAAUGACGAAUUGCCCCUCUUUGAAGACGAGGAUAGCGCCGCCUGGGCGCAAUUUUCCUCUAGCUUCGCUAAUGUUCGGCGCUCCUUGUCAAGCAUACCAUGGUCUGAUGUCGGAGACAAGAUCGCAAACCGAAUGGCUCCGGCGUGGGUAUUACAGCUGCCAGGAUAUGUAACGAAGCUACAGCUAGAAUUGGACAUGAAGCCAGGCUCACUUGCUGAUGAAAUAUGGCAAGAGGCUCAGGAUCCGUACAUACAUCCGGAGGUUGACUGGAAUACCACUGUAAGGAUUAGUAAAGACUUAUGUCCCGAAGAAGCAGCCUUCAUCAAACUGCGGAAGCAGCACACGACUAGGGCAUUGGCAAGGUACUUAGAUAUUCCCGUGGCCGAUGUAGACCCAGAAGAUGUUCCGACCGUCGCAAUAUGUGGCUCAGGCGGAGGUCUGAGAGCUCUAGUCUCAGGCACCUCGUCUUAUCUCUGUGCACAAGAGGCUGGCUUGUUUGAUUGUGCGACCUAUACUGCGGGUGUCAGUGGUAGUUGUUGGCUUCAAGCAUUGUAUAAUUCAUCUAUUGGUGACACAAAGCACGGGAAUGUCAUUCAACAUCUCAAAAAGCGCAUCGGAACACACAUUGCCUACCCGCCCUCUUUCUUAGAGCUUCUGACACGAAGUCCUACGAGCAAAUACCUUCUGACUGGCACGGUAGAGCGUCUAAAAGGAGAUCCUAAGGCAGAGUUUGGGCUUGUCGACGUGUAUGGACUUCUCCUAGCGACUAGAUUACUUGUCCCCAAGGAUGAACUUGACGUUAGUAUCAAGGACAUGAAACUUUCGGAACAACGCAAAUACGUGAGUGCUGGACAACAGCCGCUUCCUAUCUACUCAGCGGUGAGACAUGAGAUCCCCUUUGAGGACCUACAGGCUAAGGGCGGAAAAGGGCCCGAAGCAAUGAAAGAAAAGGUGAAGCAAGAGGCCUGGUUUCAAUGGUUUGAGUUUACUCCUUACGAAGUUUGGUGCGAAGAUUUUGGCGCGGGAAUUCCGGCAUGGAGUGUGGGACGACAUUUCGAAGAUGGCAGGACCGUUCCAAGCCAGUAUGGUGGUGGGUUACCUGAGCUUCGUAUGCCGUUUCUGCUGGGCGUCUGGGGAAGCGCCUUCUGUGCUACUCUGGCACAUUACUAUAAGGAAGUCAAGCCGAUACUGAAGACUUUCACUGGUUUUGAGCAAAUUGAUCAAGCGCUUGAAAAGAAAAAUGACGAGCUGACCAAGGUUCACCCCUUCGAGCCCGGUACGAUCCCCAAUUUCGCUUUUCAGAUGAAGGGCAAGCUACCAGCUACUUGUCCUGAGAAUGCUUUCAAUCAAGAAUAUCUGCAGCUUAUGGAUGCCGGAAUGGACAACAAUCUCCCAAUCUAUCCACUCCUUCGGCAAGGAAGAGAUGUUGACAUCAUAGUAUGUUUCGACGCUAGUGCAGACAUUAAGCAGGAGAACUGGCUCUCUGUUGCUGACGGCUACGCAACGCAACGCAGCAUCAAAGGCUGGCCGCUAGGCGCUGGCUGGCCGAAGCAGGAGCUAUCCAUUGAAGAUACUCAUAAAGUAUUGGAUGAGAUUGACGCGACUGCCCCUGGAAAAGCAAUCGAAAAGGUCGAGGAGGCAGUGAAGACCAAGGAGCAGAGACAUGAGAAGGAUGACAAGGCUAAUGACAGCACUUCGCAGCCUGCGCCUCAGAGCGCACCCGACUCCGAAUUAGGAUACUGUAAUGUAUGGGUCGGCACAACACUCACCCGGACAAGCACUGCAGAACCACCAAAAUCAAAACGUCUUCAGCCAAACGAAGACUGGGAGCUUGCAUCCCCUGAUGCAGGUAUAACAAUGAUCUACUUUCCACUACUCCCAAACCCAAAGGUUGAGGGCGUAGAUCCAGAAAAGUCGCCCUACCUCAGUACCUGGAAUUUCAUCUACACGCCUGACGAGAUUGACAACGUUGUUGCCCUAGCUCGCGCAAACUUUGAGGCUGGUGCUGCGCAAACCAAACAGACGAUCAGGGCGGUGUAUGAGCGAAGAAAAGCGCGACGACUUAAGUCAGAAGCUGAUUCUGACAAGCAAAGGUGGGCAAGCAGGGUCCGAAGGGGAGGAGACCAAUUUCGCUGA
Messenger RNA from Bacidia gigantensis, 2373 nucleotides. RefSeq lists its product as uncharacterized. NCBI's taxonomy places the organism in Eukaryota, Fungi, Ascomycota, Lecanoromycetes, Lecanorales, Ramalinaceae. Gene Ontology annotation, cellular component: cytosol. Gene Ontology annotation, molecular function: A2-type glycerophospholipase activity. The transcript has a single exon. The record is from RefSeq and is a predicted model, not a curated record. Gene Ontology annotation, biological process: glycerophospholipid catabolic process. Bases 1 to 2373 code for a protein of 790 amino acids.